AAAUUGUUGAGAAAAAAAAAUAGGAAUACAAACAUUUUUUUUCCUUUUUCCUUUUUUUUCCCUUGAACUUUUUCCUCUCUUGUAAAAAAAAAAAAGGAAAAGAAUGGCAGGAGGAAGGAGGAAAAGAGAGGAAGCAGGGACGAGGAGGAAGAAAGAAGAAGAGGAGGAGGAGGAGGAGGAGGAGGAGGUCUUAAUACUAGCAUGCGUGGAGAACAGCUGCGCGGGUGACAUCCAACGCGCUCUCAUCCCUGCCGCACUUCUCCUCAAGGUCAACGGGAAGGUCGGGGGUCACAUAAAACUCACCCUGACCCCAGACUCCACUCUCAUAUGCCGCGCUAUGCCACUAGUCGACUCCUACGGCAGCUACGGACACCAGGUCAUAGCGUGUGGGUGUGUGACGGAAGGUGGCGUGUCUGUAGGGGUACACAGACUCACCCCAGCGCAUAUUACCCCAGUGGAGACGGUAGAAGCUGCCUCGGUAGAUGUGGCGGUCACGGUAGGGAGUGUCGGCGAUGUGCUAAGCUACCGGAAGAACAAACCGGGUUUUAACGCGUUCAUUCGCUCCCUUCUCGCACUUUACGCCUUCACACGGAACGCCAGAAUCGACGCUAAACGGAACCCGCUGGCGAAGCUUCUCGGGGUGACGGAACUUGACGUGAGGGCAUGCGAGGGGGUGGCGGAAGGUCAGGUCGGGGUCGUAGGGGCGGCGACGAGAGUGGAGGUGGUUGCCGUGGAGAGCGAGGACCGGAAGAGGUUGUCGGUUAAGUGUCGGGCGGAGCUUGGAGGUCUUGAUCAUGUCCUGGGGCACCUCCGAAGGCUGAUUGUCGAACCCUGGCAGAGGAGGAAGGAGUUUGCACGAUCGGGGGUCACCUAUCCGUCUGGCAUCCUCCUAGUGGGGCCCCCAGGCUGCGGCAAAACCUCGCUGGUCCGCCAACUCUGCGCUGAGACCGGGGCGGCUCUGGUGGCCACGGCGGCUGCGGAGGUGGUGUCGCCCUUCGAGGGGGAGGCGGAGCGGCGGUGGAGGGGCGUGGUGGAGCGGGCGGCUGGGCUGAGCGAGGAGGGGCCCUGUGUCUUGUUCCUGGAUGAAGUGGAUGCCCUGUGUCGGCCCAGGACGGAGGAGGCCAGUCUGAGGGAGAUUCGGAUGACGACGCAGGUCCUGCUCACCCUGGACAAGUGUCGUGAGCGCCCUAACCUGACCUUGAUCGCUGCCACCAACCGCCCCUUUGACCUCGACCCAGGGCUCCGGAGGUCAGGUCGUCUGGAGAUGGAGAUCCUCCUCAGUGCCCCCAGCGAGGAGGACCGUCAGGGCAUCCUAGCUGUGCACUGCCGUUCCCUGCUUCCCCCGCACUGCCCUUGCCCCGAUCUGCCCCGCCUGGCCGCCCUCACCCCGGGGCUGGUGGGGGCUGACCUACAGGCUCUCACCGCUGCUGCUGCCAUGAGCCUGAGGGACUGUGAGGCACCCAUCACCCCAUCAGACGCCACAGCCGCCUUCACCCGUGCAGCCGCCAGCCUCACCCCAAGCCUCCACAAGACCCUGCCCUUCAUCACGACCCGCCCCGCCCCCGCCGCACCCCCCGCCGGCCUCCCCCACACCCGGCGGCUCCUGGAAAACAUACUCACCCAGCACUUGGAGUAUGGAUGGGCGUAUGAGGCUCUGCGGAUGAGGCGGCCCAGAGGUGUGCUUCUCUAUGGGCCGAGGGGGUGCGGCAAGACCAGGCUGGCCGCAUCCCUAGCCGCCUCAAAGGGGUGCACGUUCCUCUCGGCCACAGCGGCACACCUCCUCUCGCCCUAUGUGGGAGACUCGGAGAAGAGGAUCGCGGCACUGUUCCACGCGGCACGCCUGGCCCAGCCCACUGUUCUGUUCAUUGACGAGAUUGACGGCAUCUUCGGCACUCGUGAGGGUCGGGGCGGCAGCAGUGUGGGCGUGAGUCUCCUGAAUGAGUUAUUGCAGGCACUCGAUGGGGCCGAGGUCAGUGCCAACAGUCUCCAAGGUGCCUCCCUUCUGGCACAUACCAACACCAGGAACAGUGGGCAGGAUGGCGUGUUGGUCCUGGCGGCCACCAACCAGCCCUCUGCCCUGGACCCUGCACUGCUGAGGCCCGGGAGGUUCGACAGACUGGUGUUUGUUCCGCUCCCAGACUCCGAGGCGCGGCUUAGCAUACUGGAGGCCAAGACUCAGGGCAUGGUGAUUGUAGGAAGGAAGAAGCAGCAGAAAGAGGAGGAGGAGGAGGAGGAGGAGGUGAAGGAGGAGGAGGGCAUACUGCAGGAGCUUGCCCAGGACACAGAGGGCUUCACAGGGGCCGAACUUGAGAACCUGGUGCAGAAGGCCCUUGUGUUGGCGCUGCGUGAGGGUGGAGGGUCGAGGGAGGAGGGUGGGAAGGUGGUGGUGGGGGCCGAACAUCUGUGGGCCGCCCGACGCACCCUCUCCCCCUCCCUCACGGCUAACGAGAUGAAGGCGUACCUGGAUUUCAAGAGGACAGUGAGUGGCAGGUGACAGAACAGGUAUGAAUGAAUGUGGAACCAGUUUUGAAGAAGAGAGGAGGAAGAAGAGGAGGAAGAAGAGGAAGAAGACAUGAAAAAAAAAAGAUGGAGGGGAAAAAGAAGAGGAGGGAAAGAGGGGAGAGGAAGAAGACAUAGAAGAUGAAGAGGGAAAAGAAGAGGAGGAGGAGGAAGAAGAAGAAGAAGACAUGGUAGAUGAAGAGGGAAAAGAAGAAGAGGAGGAGGAAGAAGAAGAGGAAGAAGACAUGGUAGAAGAUGAAGAGAGAAAAGAAGAGAAAGAGGAUAAGGAGGAAGAGGAAAGAAAAAGGAGUAUAGGAAUGGAAGGAAGAGGAA
Molecule: messenger RNA, 2832 nt
Organism: Eriocheir sinensis (Chinese mitten crab)
Lineage: Eukaryota; Metazoa; Arthropoda; Malacostraca; Decapoda; Varunidae
Exons: 11
Coding region: 104-2494 (796 amino acids)
Molecular function (GO): ATP binding; ATP hydrolysis activity
Source: RefSeq, a predicted model, not a curated record